CAUGUUAUUCUAACGCAACAAGUCGUAACGUCUGAACUUUCUUUACUGUUGGUGAUUGUAAUCUCUAAAUAAUCUUUCAACAAAGCAGCAAUCAUCAGUUGACAAUAGAGCAACAAGCAUUAAACUGUAAAAAUGAGUGCAUCGGAACAUACUUUCACCUGUCUCAGUUGCCUGUUGGCCUUUAAAGAUCCACUGGUUCAAAGGCAACACUUCAAAACAGAUUUCCAUCGCUACAACUUGAAAAGAAAAGAGUGCGAACUGCCACCUGUUAGUCAUGAAAAAUUUUUGAAGAUGAAACAAAAUGCAGAAGAACAAAUGAUGGAUGAGAAUCACCAGCAAAUGUCCUGUUCUUUCUGUAAAAAAUCUUUCAGUACAAAGAGCCAGUACGAGAAUCACAUAGCAUCCAAAAAGCACAAGGAGAAAGCUAUAAAGUUAAGUGAACAACAGUCUACAAACGGUGAUGAUGAAGAUGAAGAUGAGUUACAGGUGAAUGCUUCAAAAGUACCAAGUGCAAGCUCUGCUGUUAAAUCUAAUGAUUGCAAAAAAGAUGAAGCUGAGGAUGACAUGGAAGUGGAUUCUGAUGUGGAGACAGUAGAUUCUGAUGAAUGGAAUGAAAAUCCUGUGCAUAGUAAUAACUGCAUAUUCUGCAACCACCACAGUAGAACCAUGACUAAGAAUCUGAAGCACAUGACAGAGGCUCACUCUUUUUUCAUACCAUACGUUGAGUACUGUGUGGAUAUCAAAGGAUUGCUUACUUAUUUGGGAGAAAAGGUCUCUAGUGGCUACUUGUGCUUGUGGUGCGAAGGAAACAUGUUUGACACCCUCGAAGCUACUAGGAGUCAUAUGCUGGAUAAAAACCAUACAAAAAUGCUAUUUGAAGGAGAAGCGCUGGCGGAAUACACCGACUAUUAUGAUUUCACCACGAACCAUCCAGAUGUGCAAAACCCUCUCGAAAUCAUGGAAAUUCCGGAUAUCGACGGCAAUGAGCACCAGCUCGUCCUUCCCUCAGGCUCGGUCAUAGGUCACCGAUCUCUGAUGCGUUACUUCAAACAAAGCACUGAUCCAAGCAGGGCAGUAGUCAUACGCAAGAAAAGUCAGGAUAAACUCAGGAAUAUCCUCAACAUGUACAGAGCGCUCGGCUGGAAAGGAACGCAGAUAGAGGCUGCCAAACAAAAAGCCAUGGAUAUUAAAUACAUGCAGAGAGUUCAUCAGAAGUACUUCACCAAGCUGGGAGUCAAAGCCAACAAGCUCCAGACUCACUUCCGUGCACAAAUAAUGCAAUGAAAAUUGAAAUCCUAUGUAUUUAUGUUGUUUAAGAACUAUUACAUUCUCUGUAUAUUUUGAAAACCGUAAAUAUUCAAACAAAA
Molecule: messenger RNA, 1367 nt
Organism: Copidosoma floridanum
Lineage: Eukaryota; Metazoa; Arthropoda; Insecta; Hymenoptera; Encyrtidae
Product: cytoplasmic 60S subunit biogenesis factor ZNF622
Biological process (GO): ribosomal large subunit biogenesis
Cellular component (GO): preribosome, large subunit precursor
Molecular function (GO): zinc ion binding; nucleic acid binding
Source: RefSeq, a predicted model, not a curated record